Molecule: messenger RNA, 1952 nt
Organism: Pistacia vera
Lineage: Eukaryota; Viridiplantae; Streptophyta; Magnoliopsida; Sapindales; Anacardiaceae
Product: tropinone reductase homolog At2g29360-like
Exons: 9
Coding region: 125-1441 (438 amino acids)
Molecular function (GO): oxidoreductase activity
Source: RefSeq, a predicted model, not a curated record
CAAUGAACUAUGCAAUUAUUGUUACUUGUUAUCGUGCGUAUGUUAAUAAUAGUUAGACGGACGAUAUAUAUGGCUAUCAACAUAUAACCUUCAAGAACUUCUGGAAGUAACAGCAGUAGAGAUAAUGGCUCAAGCAGACAGCUACAGUGGGCUCAACAGAUGGAAUCUUCAGGGCAUGACAGCACUUGUCACUGGUGGAACCAAAGGACUCGGGCAUGCUGUUGUGGAGGAAUUGGCAGAGAUGGGUGCAUCUGUGCAUACAUGCUCUAGAAACGAAGCUGAGCUUAAUGAAUGCAUACGGGAAUGGGAAAUGAAAGGUUUUAAAGUCACUGGUACGGUAUGUGAUGUAUCAUCUCGUGCAGAAGGAAAGAAGUUAAUGGAUAGAGUGUCAUCUCUUUUCAAUGGAAAACUUAACAUCCUUGUUCACAAUGUUGGGACAAGCAGAGUAAAGCCGAUUAUAGAGCAAAAUGCUGAAGAUUUUUCAGUUGUCAUGACUACCAAUUUUGAGUCUGCUUACUACUUAUCUCAACUUGCAUAUCCUCUGUUGAAAGCUUCAGGAGCAGGAAGUAUUAUUUUCAUGUCCUCAGUCUGUGGUGUGGUAUCAGUAAGCGGUGAUGCCACUUAUUCAGCAACUAAAGGGGCUAUGAACCAACUUGCCAAGAAUUUGGCUUGUGAGUGGGCAAGAGACAACAUAAGGGCUAAUUCUGUCGCGCCUUGGCUCAUCAGAACUCCUCUAACAGCACCUCAUCUGGAUAAUGAGACUUUCAUGAAGGAGGUAGUCGUUCGAACUCCAAUGGGACGCAUUGGGGAGCCAAAGGAGGUUUCUUCCUUGAUAGCAUUUCUUUGUCUACCAGCAGCCUCGUACAUUACUGGGCAGACUAUUUGUGUUGAUGGAGGAUUUACAGUGAACGGGUUAUUCUUCCCAAGAAUUAAUAAUGUUGGAACAAAUAUCCGGAAACCAAUGGUAGAGUUCACAGCAGAGGAAUUUUCCACUCUCAUGGCCACAAAUUUUGAAUCUGUUUUUAACUUAUCACAACUAGCUUAUCCCCUGCUGAAAGCAUCUGGAGCAGGAAGCGUUGUAUUUACAUCUUCUGUGUCUGGUUUUGUCUCACUCAAAAACAUGUCUGUUCAGGGAUCAACUAAAGGAGCUAUCAAUCAGCUUACACGAAAUUUGGCUUGUGAGUGGGCAAAAGACAACAUAAGAUGUAAUGCUGUGGCACCUUGGUACAUCAAAACCUCAAUGGUGGAGCAAGUGCUUAGCAAAAAAGAAUAUUUGGAAGAGGUAUAUUCUGUAACUCCUGCUCGGCGCCUUGGAGACCCAACAGAAGUUUCAUCUCUGGUAGCAUUUCUUUGCUUACCUGCAUCAUCUUACAUCACUGGGCAGAUUAUCUGCAUUGAUGGGGGAAUGUCUGUGAAUGGUUUCUACCCAAUUCAUGAUUAGAAUGUUUUUUUCCUGUUAUUUCUUGCCUCUGUAUUCACCUUGGAUGGCAGUUGAUUUCUCAUAACUUCACAGAUGUCGUUUUCAAGCCUGAGAAUUUCUAGGCUUCAACUGUGGUCAAUUUGCCCUUUAAUGUUGGGCCUUGCACUUUCCAGUGGAGCAAUGCUUCUUUUCCUUUCCUUUUUUCCGUACUUCUUUCUCCCCUUCACCCUGACUUUUGUUGUCCCAUGCAUUUUUCUUAUUGUAAUAUCUUCUACUGUGGCAUGCCUGGCAGUGCUAAGCCUACUUGUGUUUCAUUCCUCUUUCCACAUUGGAUCAUGACCAUACUUUUUGAUCUUGAGACAGUCAGGCCGACAGCUUUAAGAGACUUCCUUCUUCAUGAUAAUAGCUAAUGACUUCAUCUCCUGUUGGAAGUUCUAGGGGAGCUAAAUAGCUAGACAUUCUCUUCAGUGUCUAUAAGUUGAUUGUAGUACAUCUCUCUCGUUUAAUUGCAGUUUUAUGGGUUGUAUCCUUG